Bathycoccus prasinos is the source of this 714-nucleotide messenger RNA. RefSeq lists its product with no specific name. Bases 1 to 714 code for a protein of 237 amino acids. The record is from RefSeq and is a predicted model, not a curated record. The transcript has a single exon. NCBI's taxonomy places the organism in Eukaryota, Viridiplantae, Chlorophyta, Mamiellophyceae, Mamiellales, Bathycoccaceae.
AUGUCGUCGUUACCUCCGAUUGAUAAAUCCAAACCUGACUUGCACCACGGGAAUCAAAACGAAUUGCAAGCGGUCGGUUUACAGAAAUUCCACGACUUUUUCAAAUCGAAAGCGACGUCGAUCCCGUUCGACUCGUCUUCAAUGGAAAUGCCCGGCAAGAUUGGUAAAUCUGUGGACAUUCGCGUCGGGCCGAACUUUGAUUUAUACCCGCUUUUGGAUGCGGCGUUGCCGCUGGAAAAACCGAAAUUAGGGAAAUUUGAUCUCGAGAUUUGGCAGAAAGCGUUGGAUUUCGGGAAGCAAAAAUACGACACGUUUGAACUGUCCGAGAAAGAGAAAGGGGUGGUGGCUUUAGUCAUACGGCAGAAAAGGCAAGCAGAGUUACAGGCGAAACAACAGGCGGAGUUACAGGCAAAACAACAACUGGUAGGGUUGACCGCUGCUCCGGCGGCGGCCGCGACCGCGGCGCAGCAACAACCGUCGAAACAACUCACCAAAGAAGAGGAAGAGGCGGAGAAGAAACGAUUAAAACGAGAGAAGAAAGCGAGAAAAGCGGAGAAGAGAGAACGGAAAAGAGUGAAACGGGAGAAUCCAAACAUGGAAGGCGGCGGUGGAGGGGAAAACACGAAAACCGGGGACACGACGACUUCGAUGGGGACGAAGACCACCGCCGGUCCUACCGCUGGGACGUAUUCAACCGGAGGUACGAAGUCUUAG